Messenger RNA from Cryptomeria japonica (Japanese cedar), 3052 nucleotides. RefSeq names its product G-type lectin S-receptor-like serine/threonine-protein kinase LECRK2. Bases 319 to 2721 code for a protein of 800 amino acids. Gene Ontology annotation, biological process: protein phosphorylation; recognition of pollen. Gene Ontology annotation, molecular function: protein serine/threonine kinase activity; ATP binding. The transcript has a single exon. Lineage: Eukaryota; Viridiplantae; Streptophyta; Pinopsida; Cupressales; Cupressaceae. The record is from RefSeq and is a predicted model, not a curated record.
CUGAACCUUCGAAAAAAAUCGACACUUAAAACUGGUUGGGCAUAGUCAAACAACGAUUAUCGCAAACUUUAAGUUGCGUAGGUGGUCGCAUUUUGAGUUAGGUGGUCCCUCCAUCUACGAAGUCUAGAGAAGAAAUGGAAGACUUGUUGACCCGGUUUUAUCGGGUCUCGAGUCUUUGUCUACGCUGGGUGUUGCGCACUCAUCAUAAAGUCGCACCGUAGCUCUAGCCCACAUACAUUCCGAACGAUUCCCCAAACCACAUUUAUUGUUUUGAUUCUCCUGUGGCCUGCAUUUGCCCUGACUGACCGCAUUCAUUCUAUGGCCUCUGCAACUCUAACGUUUUCCAUAGUUUUCAUUAUUAGCAUGGUCGUGUGCGUUUUGUCUCAUUCCCGUCUCACGCCUUACAUCAGCCUCCGUUCAACGCUUACAGCUGGUUCCCAAAAUUUCAAAUGGGUUUCACCGAAUGGUGAAUUUGCCUUUGGAUUCCAUUCUGUCACUCCCCCUCUCUACUCGGUGGGCGUCUGGUUUGACAACAUAUCCGAAUUCACUUUCGCGUGGACAGCCAAGACGGACAACAUAGAGCUUCGACUCGAAAGGGGGUCUACCCUGCAGCUUUCGAAUGCGGGGCUUCAGGUCUUGGAUUCUCAAAGACGACUAAAAUGGGCUGCAGGCCCCGCUGAAAAUGAAAACGAAAGCGUAUCUGCAGCUGCAAUCCUCAAUAGUGGCAACUUUGUGUUGCUCAAUCAGUCGGCAGCGCCCAUCUGGCAGAGCUUCGAUGCGCCUACGGACACCCUGCUGCCUGGUCAGUCGCUGACCUCCAAAUAUGGCAUGCUUUCCAAAUCUUCAUCCACAAACUUCUCCUCUGGCAGAUUCGGGCUCGCAAUGAAAGUGGACGGAGAUCUGGUGUUCUAUCUAGUGGAGAGGCUGGAGGAUAAAGGCGUUUACUGGAGGGCAAGUGAUAAGAUAGAAGAUUAUGAUUCUUAUUGUGAGGUCGAGUUGAAGUUUAAUCGUAGUGGAAGCUUGUAUUUGGUAAAUAGCAGCGACAUAGAAGUGGCAACGCUCAGUACGGGUGGGGAGGGGGAUGGUCAGUUUCUUCGCAGAGUGACCCUUGAUACCGACGGAGUUCUAAGGCAGUAUGUGUGGAAUCAGAUGGGCAGUGGCGCCGCUUCUUGGUCAAGUGUAUGGCAAGUUCUGGACGAUCCAUGUACUGUCAAGGGUCUGUGCGGGCUUAAUAGUGUUUGUCAACUGAUUGAGUUGAAAAAGCCCAAUUGUUUAUGCCUGCCGGGAUUCGAUUUCAUGGAUACAGAGGAUCCAUCGAGGGGUUGCAGGUCGAAUUCUUCACAAGACUACAGCUGCAGUGCAAGGAGAGAAAUGGUACCGAUUCCGAAAACCAAUUGGGCCAAGGAUAAUGAUUAUUCAAAUUUGCAGGAUGUUUCUGAAAGUGAUUGCAUGCAGGCAUGUAGUGACGAUUGCAUGUGUAUCGUAGUUACUUACGAGAAUAAUAUGUGUUACAAGAAGCGUAUGCCUUUAAUAGACGGCCGGCAGGGCUACGGCAUUGCCAGUAAAGCUUUUGUCAAAGUCACCGACCUUUCUAUUGCGCCUUUCUCUCCCCCUUCCAUUCUUUUGCCUCACGCUCAGCCCGUCAACGUAACCAAAGAGGAGAUGCAGGGGAAGGGGAAAGUUGUUCUAAUGGUUGGAAUAAGCCUGGUGGGUUGUUCUUCAAUCCUUGCAACAGCAACGUUCCUGCUAACGUGGUUUUUCCGUAGCUCUAUUCAUAAUACCGGUACAAAUACGGUACAGGAAAAAGCCGGGAAGAGCCGCAACUUAAAAGCUUUUAGUUACAAAGAGAUCCAGGCUGCUACAGGAGGUUUCAGACAGGAAUUAGGAAGGGGUGCCUUUGGUAAAGUUUAUAGAGGAGAAUUACUCAACGGAAGGGCGAUUGCUGUGAAGACACUAGAUAAGCUGGUGCACGAAGGGCAAGGAGAAAAGGAGUUCAGAACAGAGGUGAGUAUUAUCGGUACAAGCCAUCACAGAAAUCUUGUUCAAUUGUAUGGUUUCUGCGACGAGGGCGCUCACAAGUUUCUGGUGUAUGAAUACAUGAGCAAUGGAUCUUUGGAUGGUGUUUUGUUUGUUGAUAGCGGGUUUCUUAGCUGGGAGUUGCGCGUGGGAAUUGCCAUUGGGACCGCCAGAGGCAUCCUGUACCUUCAUCAAGAAUGCGCAACGCAAAUCAUCCAUUGUGAUAUAAAGCCGCAGAACAUUCUGCUCGACGAAAAAUACAAUCCUAAGAUUUCUGACUUUGGCUUAGCCAAAUUGAUGAAGGCAGAGCACACUCGAACUUUUACGGCCGGGGCUCGUGGUACAAAGGGUUACAUGGCACCCGAAUGGCACAGGAAUGUCGCCGUUACCGUGAAGGUUGAUGUUUACAGUUUUGGAGUGAUGCUCCUUGAGAUUAUCUGUUGCAAGAAAACCGUCCACUUAGAUGAAGAAACUGAAAGCCUUCUGUGCGACUGGGUUUAUGAGUGCUUCAGACACGGCAGACUUGUACAAUUGGUAGAGCAGCAGCAGUUAGAGGGUGAUACAAUUGAGCCAAGGCAGCUGGAAAGAAUGGUGUUGACGGCGCUGUGGUGCAUUCAAGACAAUCCUGCUCUGAGGCCGUCAAUUAAAAAGGUUGUGCAGAUGUUGGAAGGAACAGUUGAGAUCGCAGUACCCCCACCUCCUUAAUUUUUCCAUCAGUAGCCUGCUAAUAAAUGAAACUGCUUUCACAAUCAUGUUGUAAUACUCUCAAAUCUAACGAGUCCAAACCCCUUCUCAUGCUUGUAUUACUAUAUCAUCAUACCCGUUCUCCUGCUUGUAUUACUAUAUCAUAGUUUUCUAUAUCAUAGUUUUGUCUUUGCAAUAAGCUUCUUCGCUUAAAGUAAAUUCACAAUUCCCCCAAAAAAAAACCUUUCUAUUUGUAACUGAUUUCUCUCUUCACAAGGCAGCUGCUUACCUUAUUGGCUUGCUUGUAGUGACUAUUGAUUUUAGUAUACGUUCUCAUAUAACUACCUCUUGC